Molecule: messenger RNA, 282 nt
Organism: Acaulospora morrowiae
Lineage: Eukaryota; Fungi; Glomeromycota; Glomeromycetes; Diversisporales; Acaulosporaceae
Source: the annotation of a GenBank genome assembly
AUGUUGAAGCCCGAGAUGAAUUCGGCCAUAAAAACAGGAGUCCCACCAGUUUGGAUAACACAAGAUAAAGUAGAGAGGAAUAAAAAUGACGAGGACAUAGGAGAGUAUCGCACAAGAAUUAAGAUUCUCUAUUUUAGAGAUAAAGGUCAUAUUAUUCAAAUAAUGACCACCUUCUAUCUUAAAUUAACGAAUGACGCUACUGAAAAUAUUUUAAGGGUUUUCGAAGAUAGUGCAUUUGAUAGGAACCGAGGAAAGGGUGAAAAGAAGAACGAGAUCAAAUGA